AUGGGAAUCCUCCUGUUUUUUGUGCUGUCACUCUGCAUACGCCACUCCUUCAGUCAGUCAGUGACCCAGAGCCCGAAUGAGGUGACCGGAAAAGAGUGUGAGUCCGUCACCAUCACCUGCCUUUUCCAAGAAGGUUCCAGUGGCAGCUACGAAUUUAAUGUAGGACGUUUCUUCAAGCAAGCACAACCCGGAGCUAAACGGCAACGGAUCACAACAGGUGGACGCGAUUCUAAUGGUUGCCGGGCAAAUCGAGGUGAGGACUGUUCUUGUACUGCGAGCAUCGAGAGACGGGGCACUGUGGACUAUCGGGCCACUUACUAUCAGGAUGGGACUGGGACUACGGUGACUGUCACAGCCGAUUUCAUUUCCGCGGGUUCCCUGAGUCCGCCUCAACAAUCCUCUAUUUCUGGUGACACUGCCACCCUUAACUGCGUUUAUUCCGGAUUCUGCUCGUACACAGUACACUGGUACCGACAGUUCCCAGGGCAGGCUCUGGAAUUCCUGCUCCAAAGACACACUUCAGGAAAGCAAGAUAAGGAAGAGGCUGCGGAAGGUCGUAUUUCUGGUUCUCUCGAUCCAGGCCAGAAAAUCAGUCAGUUAACGCUGUCUGAAGUUCGGCCGAGCGACGGGGCUGUGUAUUACUGUGGGAUGAGUCCGCGCAUCACACAGUGGCACGGCGCAGUGAGAUAG
Amblyraja radiata (thorny skate) is the source of this 690-nucleotide messenger RNA. RefSeq lists its product as uncharacterized. NCBI's taxonomy places the organism in Eukaryota, Metazoa, Chordata, Chondrichthyes, Rajiformes, Rajidae. Bases 1 to 690 code for a protein of 229 amino acids. The transcript has 4 exons. The record is from RefSeq and is a predicted model, not a curated record. Gene Ontology annotation, molecular function: peptide antigen binding.